GUGCGGUGAAAGUGUGCGAUGUGUGCAGUUCAUUCACUCCGAGCUCAUCACAGUCCACAUAGCCACGCUGACAUCCUUCUCUCCUUCUCCAUUCCUGCUUUUCUCUCUACAGGAGAGGGGCAAAUUAGCCGUUGUUCUCUUCGUUUCACCUUUCCGCGGGCAUGCAUCAACACGGCAACGGAAACCGGGAGUGCAAUUGGAGACGCCCGUGUAUGAUUGUUUGCAGAUGCACUUUAUAUUUAUUUUUGGUGUUAAGCCUGGAGUGGAGCACCGUGCACUCAGCACAUACAGAUGGAACAGACAAUUUUAAAUUUUUUCAUGAGGGGGCACUGGGCUGCUUGGGGGUACGAGAUCACAUGCUCUACCUUUCCUCUUCCUGCACGGGUGUCGCCCAGCUUUGGAAAUGGGUGUCUAGAGGGCGGCUCUUCAACAUUGGUUCCUCCCUCUGCCUGGGGAUCACUGUGGGCAACGUGAGCUCAUUGGGCGACAGAUCUCCACUGGGUAUGUUUCGGUGCGACUAUGAGCCUCCACGGGUCCGCUGGACCUGGAGCUGCAGCAAGUUCUUGGAGAUACUGGACACCUACUUGCCCUCUCCUGAAUUGCUUCUCAACAGCGGCAAUAUCUCUGCCGCCACCACCCCACCUGCAAGACCACCCCCUGAAAAGUUACUGUGGCGAGUCUAUGAUGACAAUCAGGACCUAUGUUCCAGGUCGUACCGAGCAAUCUAUACCAUCCAAGGCAACUCUCAAGGCAGUCCCUGUUACUUUCCCUUCCUGUAUGAUGGCCAGUGGUUCCACAGCUGCACCAGUGUGGGCAGGGAGGACGGCUUUCACUGGUGUGCCACUACCCACGAUUACGGAAAAGACCAACGCUGGGGCUUCUGCCCAGUGAAAAGUUCUGACUGUGAGACGUUCUGGGACAUAAGCCCAUUGAUGGAUAACUGUUACCAGUUUAACUUCCAGGCCACGCGGUCCUGGAGUGAAGCACGAACUAGUUGCCAGCAGCAGGGAGCAGACCUGCUCAGCAUCAUUAAAUUAGAGGAACAAAUCUAUAUUAAUGGUUUGCUUACUGGGUACAGUUCCACCCUGUGGAUGGGUUUAAAUGAUGUAGACCUCAAUGGUGGCUGGCAGUGGGCUGACUCCGCCCCUCUCAAAUACCUAAACUGGGAAACGGACAUGCCAAGCUAUGACGAGGAGGAGAACUGUGGAGUGAUCAGCACUGAUGCUCAGGGACGCUGGCACAACCGAGACUGUUCAGUGGCUUUGCCUUAUAUCUGCAAGAAACGACCCAACGCCACUCUUGACCCCUUCACCACAGACUCCUGGGCGGAUGAUGGGCAGUACCAGUGUGAUGUGGGCUGGCAGAACUUCCAGGCGGGCUGCUAUAGGCUGAACUCAGAAAACCUAGAGUGGAAAUCCGCCCACAAAAUGUGCCAGAAGAUGGAGGCUAACCUCGUUAGCAUUCACACCCUCCCAGAGCUCGAAUUUAUUACUAAGAAUAUGAAGAGAGAUAUAGAAGAGUUGUGGAUUGGUUUGCAUGAUACAGCUAUGCAAAUGAACUUUGAAUGGACUGAUCGAACUCCAGUCAUCUUCACCUACUGGCACCCGUUUGAACCCAACAACUUCCGAAAUGUCAAUGAGGAUUGCGUCACUAUCUGGGGUCCUGAGGGACGCUGGAAUGAUAGCCCAUGUAAUUACUCUUUGCCAUCCAUCUGUAAGAAAGCUGCUCAGAAAGCUGAAGGCCCUGUACAAGACCAUGGCUGCAAAAAGGGCUGGAGAUUGCACAGUCCUAACUGUUUCAAGGUUGGGGAAGAAUCGUUAUCCUUCAAUGAUGCCAAAGGAAUGUGCGCUAGCAACAAUGCCACACUUGUCAUUAUUAAUAACAGAUUUGAGCAGGCGUUUGUGAGCAGUCUGGUGUUUGGCCGUUCUGACGAUCAGUUCUGGCUCGGCCUGUAUAAUGAGAACAGCACCGGCCCAUUUCACUGGAUCACAGGAAAGGAACUCGCAUACACUAACUGGAACAGAGAUGAGCCAGCGCAGGUAAAGGGAGGCUGUGUGGUGAUGGUGGCGGGUCAGGCUAUGGGCCUGUGGGAGGUGAAGGACUGUGCCAGUGUCCGCUCCAAAUACAUUUGCAAACAGAACUUGGACUCCUCUUUCAUCCCCAGCCCUCCUGUUCCUCAGCCUACGCCCUCCCUGACGGGAGCUUGCCCUUCAGGAUGGAAGAGCACCAACACACUCCGCCACUGCUACAAGGUCUUUCAUGCAGGUGCUUUGGAGAAGAGGUUGACUUGGAUUCAAGCUCACAAGUUCUGCCAGAAACAUGGAGCUCAGCUUGCAAGCUUUAUCACACUGGAGGACGAGGCCUUUGUCUUCCAGAUUCUUCAUGAGACCUUUGGGGAGGCAGAGGAUCACGAGCAGCACUGGCUAUGGAUAGGAAUUUCCCGCCGGAAUAGUGACAGUUGGACAUGGAGUGAUGGAUCAGCCGUGACCUAUCAGAAUUUUGGCAGAGGGAAUUAUGGCUCUGCUGAGUGUGGAGCAGCUAACAUGGCUGAUACCAACUGGCUGGUGUCAUAUUGCGACUCUGAGCUUGACUGGAUCUGCAAAAUUCCAAAAGGAAAGGUGGAAGAGGAACCUGAGAGCCAUGAAGACACUGGUGUAGAGUGGGUUGACUUUGAGGAGGCUCAGUAUAAAAUGUUUGAGCACCGCUCCACAUGGGACCAGGCUCAGAGGAUCUGCUCCUGGUUUGACGCCUCACUAGUCUCCAUGCACUCUCCUAAGGAGAAUCAGUUUUUGGUUGGCACUUUACGCAAGAUGGCCCGCCAAGAAAAUGAUCUGUGGUGGGUGGGGCUACACACUUUUAAGAGUGAUGGGCGAUUUAGGUGGUCUGAUCACUCGGUACUCAACUAUGUGUCCUGGGGUCUCGGACAGCCACGACCAAUUAGCAAAGAGCCCAAAUGUGUCCAAAUCUCAGCCUCCAAAGGUGAGUGGUCAGAUCAGAGGUGUCACGCUGAUCUUCCAUACGUGUGUAAGAGGGUAAAUGUGACGGGUACCACCCCUCCUACACCUUCUCCUCCUCUCACACCUGCCGGCUGCCCCCAGGGCUGGAGCCCUUUCCUACACAAGUGUUACAAAGUGUUUGGAGAGGAGGUGUCACGUCGUAGUACGUGGGAGGCUGCUUCAAAGACCUGUCUGACACAAAGAGCAACAUUAGUGGCAGUGCCAAAUCACAUAGUGCAGGCAUUCCUUGUAACUCUGCUACCAAAUAGCAGUUUUCAUGUGUGGGUGGGGCUCACCUCAGAUUCACUGGCUCAGUUCAGGUGGUUUGAACCUGGGUUUCUGAGCUACACUAACUGGGCCCCCGGAGAACCAGUGGACAACAGACAUAAUAAAAGCCCGGGUAACUGCAUAGUGCUCCUCCAUGGUAGUCCUCACCGGAGGAUGGGCAUGUGGGCAUCUCGAAAGUGCGAUGCAGAGAAACAUGGCUUCAUCUGCAUGAAGGACAAAGACACUGGCUUGCCCCCUGGUUGGGACCCUCUUCCCCCAGUGUUAGAUGGCCCAUUAGAAUUUGCUGGCAUCCAGUACCGGAUUAUUCAGAAGCGUCUUGAUUGGCAUUCAGCUUUGCAAGUGUGUGAAUCUGUUAAUGGAACACUAGCUGUAGUACAGGACCCUCGACAGCACGCUUACCUCACCCUCCUACUCAACACACUCCGCAAACCCGCCUGGAUUGCUCUACAUAAUGAUGGGGGGCGAAGCUACACGUGGUUGGGCGAAGAGGAGAUCACUUUUAGUGACUGGCGGGAUGGAGAGCCCAAUCAUAUGUAUGGAUGUGGUCACAUGACCGUUGAGGGCCAGUGGUCUGUGGCAGCUUGUAAUACAAAAUUAAAUGCAGCCAUCUGUGAAAUUAAUACAGAGAGAACGAUAGACCACAGGUGGAUGUAUCCAGGUUUUUGCCCACAGGCUGUAGGUAACUGGUCCUGGAUUCCUUUUAGAAAUCAUUGCUACUCGUUUGUCCUGCACGAGCUGCAAUUUAAACACGAGUCCAUACGCACCUGUAGCAAAGUGGGAGCAAAGCUCUUGUCAAUACUAGAUGAAAACGAGAAUGGUUUUGUGUGGGAACACAUUCAGAGUUUUCAAGAGCAGGCUCAUGGCGCUUGGCUCGGAAUGAUCUUUAACUCCAAAGAGGGCAAUCUGGAGUGGUCUGACAGUGAGGUGGUGGACUACAGUAACUGGGAGCAGCAGGACGCUAACCUGAGCAUGCUCUCUGCCAACAGCUGCUUCUGGGUUCAGAGCAACACGGGCCUCUGGAGGCCUGGCUCCUGCAAAAAUCGCACACAUGGUGUCAUCUGUAAGCGGCCACGAGGACCCUCAGCAGAUCCUGUAGUCCACUUUGAGGCCGACCAUAUCCAUGUAUUAAUUCAGGUCCUGGUUGCAGCUCUGCUUCUCAUUGCUUUGGUGGUGGGCGGGUUUUAUCUGUCUCGCAGGCGGAGCUUUGGAUCCACAGGUUCCUUUGAGAGUGCUCGGUAUAGCCGCACUAACUCUGCACCCUCAGAUGAAAUGGAAAAAAACAUUCUUGUUUCAGACAUGGAGUUAAACGAACAGGGAGAAUAAUGCUGGAUGUGUUCGAACUGAUUCGGAAUAUCAAGGAAAACAAAUCUGCUAAGACAGCAACUGACUGAGAGAAUUUACAUUUUAAGGAAAAGUUUUUGUGUUUUUUUUAGAGACAUUGAGAGAUCCGUGUAGAGCGCAGCAGAGGACCAAUCAGAAUAAACAGAAGCAAACUCUUUUAUCUGAAAGUACAUCCAUUCAGUAGGGGCAGAUCACAUCCCAUCUAAACCUUUGUCAACCAAUCAAAUUCCACUGUCUCAGAUGGGCUGUUUGGGUUGGGUAAUUAUGUGGUUAUGGAAAUGCAGUUUGUAAUCAUAUGUUUUCAUGUUCUUAAUGGCAUACUAUAGAUAUGCUUUAGUGCCAAAAGGGAACAAACUCCCCCCCAUAAAAAAAAAUAAAUCACAUUGACUUGAACUUCUAUAGAUCAGAGCGCACAAAUACACACACAUUUAGCUGUCUAAAUCGGGACAUGCAAUAUACAUCAAUUGUUUAUAGAUAAAUCUAAUUAUGAUCUAAUCUAACUAUAGUCUAACCCACACCCACCUUUUUUAAUCUGAAAAAUACGUUUUUGCUUUAUGAAUCGAUUUUCCAAAUGAGGAUGUCUCCAAAGGGAAGAUUUGCAGGACAAUUUUAUCCCCAAAUUAGAGCCAAGUACAAAAACACACACACACACACACACACACACACACACACACACACACACACACACACACUGAUGAGCCAAAACAUUAUGACCACAUAAUAUGCUUUUGGUCCUCCACAUGCAACAGCGCCAACCCACCGGGGCAUGGACUCUACCACACCCCUGAAGGUGUCCUGUGGUAUCUGGCAUAAAUACUAGGUGGAGCCACUUUGGAUCAGACUUGUUGGUCCAGCACAUCCCACAGAAGCUCAAUUGGAUUGAGAUCCGGGGAAUUUGGAACUUUUGAACUCUUCGUCAUGUUCCUCAAACCAUUCCUGUACAAUAUGUGCAGUGCGGCAGGGCGAAUUAUCCUGCUGAAAGAAGCCACUGCCAUUAGGGAAUACCAUUGCCAUAAAGGGGAAGCAGGUCUGCAACAAUGCUUAGGUAGUUGUCAAAUAUGUCAAAUUGACGUCCACGUGAAUGGCCAGGGAUUACCAGCAGAAUAUUGGCCAGAGCAUCACACUCCCUCUGCCGGCUUGUCAUCUUCCUACAGUGCAUCGUGGUGCCAUCACUUCCUCAGGUAAACGGCGCACAUGUACAUGGCCAUCGACAUGAUGUAAACGAAAAUGGGACUCAUCAGACCAGGUGACCUUCUUCACUGUUUCAAGGUCCAGAUCCGACAUGCACGUGCCCAUUGUAGGCGCUUUCGACGGUGGACAGGGGUCAUCAUGGGCACUCUUACCGGUCUGCGGCUACACAGCCCCAUAUGCACAGGUUGUGAUGCACUGUGUAUUGUAACACAUUCCUCCAGUACUCAUUGUUCACAUUUCUGAGACUUGUGCCACAGUAGACCUUCUCUCGGUUCGGACCAGACAGCAGAGCCUUGCCUUCGCACAUCGAUGAGACUUGGGCGCCCAACACCCUGCCGCCAGUUUGUCAUUCCUCGGAGCACUGUCAGUAGGUACUAGCCACUGCUGAACUGGAGCACUCCACAAGCCUUGCUGUUUCAGAGAUGCUCUGACCCAGUCAUCUAGCCAUAACAAUUUGGCCCUAAUCAAAGUCACUCAGGUCUUUACUCCUGCCCAUUUCUCCUGCAUUCAACGCAUUGACCACGAGAACUGAUUGUUUGCUUAGGAUCUAAUCUACCCAGACAUUGACAAGUGGCCUUUUUAGGAGAUGAUCAACGUUAUUCGCUUCACCUGUGAGUGGUCAUAAUGUUUUGGCUCAUUAGUGUACACACUCCAUAAGCACAUACUUUCAACCAAAAGGAUACACCACAACAGUAUUUUCUUUUUUUUUUUUUUCAGACUGUGACUUUUAACGUUAUUAUUUGUGACACAUUUUUUUAGCUUUUUAAAAUUUGUGCAGCUAAUGUGCAACAUUCUCUGGGUCAGAAUCCAGGUCCCUCACAAAGCUGUCUGAAAAUUAUAAUGACAGUAAUUACAGAUCAAAUGAAACUACAGCCUGUUUGAAGUUUAGUGGUGCAGAACGGAGGGGAAAAAAAGCUUAGGACAGAAAUAGAUAGAUGAAAGUGCAUAAGAGUGAGCCUGUUAAAAGCACCACAGUAUCUCUCUCUAAUCACAUGGUGAAUGCAGGGCUACCCAAUGGUAUGGCUAAUCUCACUGUUUGGUUGAUCGCAGCCAUUAUGAUGAGCUAUAAUCUGCACCAAGUAAUUCAUCCAAGUGUCUUUCAUUUUCUCCUCUAUAUUGUGCUACCCUAUCUUCUUUCUCUUAUUCUUUUCCAUUCUUAACUCUCACUUUUUUUUCUUGGCCUUCUUUUUUUCCUUUCAACUCUUGGAAAGGCCUUGGGUUGAAACGGUGCCGUGGCCAGCUGUGGAAUGUCGAGUCAGCGAGUGGAAGGUCUGGAACCAAUCAGAACUCCGGAGCAAAGAGGGCAAGUCUAGAGAGAGACAGAGAAAAAAAGAUGUGUGAGAGAGAAAGAAUGGUAAAGGGAUUGAAUGGGGGUUUGAAAAGAGGGGAGAAGAUGGAGAGAAGGACAGUAAGAGGUGGGGCUUGGAAGAAAAAGUGAUUUUAGCCGAGCAGGAGUUACGGGAAGUGCUGGUGACUGAAAGGGGAAUUACUUUACUGCUUCUUGCUGGAUAUUUGCACAAAUAACAUUUCUAAAAGAAUUUUCUACUUAAAAUCAAGUCAAAAAAUUCCAAAUGUGUCCAGAAUGAUCAUAUAUUGGUCACAAUGGUCCAAAAGGCAAGGACCCUCCUGGUUUCUCAUGCAUUUUAGGAACAACAUACAGUCUCUGCAUUUGGAAGUCCAUUAGUAUUAAAUUAAAAUAAACAUUUAAAUUUUAUGAAGAAAUCAAUGGUGCUUGCCAGUAUAAAAGUCACCGCCAUGAUGCUAGGGUGUUGUGAGUGUUUUAGUGCAUUGCUAUGUGGUUGCUAACAUUUUAGGAGUAUUUGUUAUGUGCUUGUCCAAAAGAGCCCAUUCCCAAAUCUCUAUGAUAUUCUGGUUCCUAGAUAUAGCUCAUGUCUCUCUUUCAAUGUAAGCCUUGUGCUUGUUUCCUCAUUGUAAGUCGGAUCACUUAGAAAAGUAAUGGCACAAAUCUCUGUUACAAGCCACAUUUGAUUAUGAGCAAUAAUAAUAGUUAUGCUUGCAUCGGAAAUCUUCACAAAUAAUGACGCUUGCCUCAGCAAGCACCACUUAUAUGAAUCAGUAUCCAGAGCUUCCAUAUAUCAGUGCUGACUUUGCUUAUAUCUGCUGCAAGAUUUUGUUAAUUUGAGGGUAGAUGUGGCACCAAUUCUGCAUUAUAGGCUGUUCUUUACACUUUAUCAUUGUAGCUUACUGUCGAAACAUCAUUUUGCUUAGCAUUGCAGUUAUAAAUAUAAAAACAGAUUUGUAUGAAAAUUACCUUUUUAAUAUCAGUGUAAAACGGUGUAGACAUGACAUAAUCUGAGCUAGAAUACUUAAUUCACAUGUGCCAAAGGUAUGUCACACAUGACCUGAAAUUGCAUUACAGCACACUGAGCUCAAACAGCUGUUUCAUCACAUUAGAAUAUUAAAUGACUAAUGACAGACAAGGAAUUUGAUGUCAUUCACUGCAAUCAUGGUAUUGCACACCAUGGUCGUGUUAUUAUGCAAAAAAAUUUUUUUGUUUGUUUCAUUGGUUCAGAUUGAAUUAGCCCUGAACGCCAAAUAAACAGGUUAUGGGAAACACUUUAUUUUGUUUGACUGUAAGAAAGAAAAUGAAUCAUCUUCAGUCCCUGUGAAUACAAUGAAAAAUGUUCAUUUUUCUAUUUGUUCGUUUUGAAUAUUUUGUUUUAUGAAUUUGUUUAAAAACGAAUAAAGAAUAUGUUUGCUAUGUGA
Messenger RNA from Xyrauchen texanus (razorback sucker), 8543 nucleotides. RefSeq names its product mannose receptor, C type 2 (gene mrc2). Lineage: Eukaryota; Metazoa; Chordata; Actinopteri; Cypriniformes; Catostomidae. The transcript has 29 exons. The record is from RefSeq and is a predicted model, not a curated record. Gene Ontology annotation, molecular function: signaling receptor activity. Bases 162 to 4607 code for a protein of 1481 amino acids.